CACCAUGCAGGCGGCGGCGGCGUCCGUGCCCAUCUUGCUGCUCUGCGCCCUGGGGACCUGCCCCUUGGUGCGCGGCGGCCGGGCAGGAGACGCCUCGUUGACUGAGCUGGAGAGGAGGAACGAAAACGGCUUCCUGGAGCGCCAGAGCAUCGUGCCACUCCGGCUCCUCUAUCGCGCUGGCGACGAAGACGAAACAGGACACGACAAGCUUACCACGCGGGUGCGGGGCGACCCCCGCGGCGCUCAGUUGACUCAUGUUAACCAGGCAAGCUUCCAGGUCGAUGCCUUUGGAACAUCAUUUAUUCUUGAUGUCGUGCUAAACCAUGAUUUGCUGUCCUCUGAAUACAUAGAGAGACACAUUGAACAUGGAGGGAAGACGGUGGAAGUUAAAGGAGGAGAACACUGUUACUACCAGGGCCAUAUCCGAGGAAACCUGGCCUCAUUUGUUGCAUUGUCAACAUGCCAUGGACUUCAUGGGAUGUUCUAUGAUGGGAACCACACCUAUCUCAUUGAGCCAGAAGAAAAUGACACCUCCCAAGAGGAUUUCCGUUUUCACUCAGUUUACAAAUCCAGACUCUUUGAAUUUCCUUUGGAUGAUCUCCCCUCUGAGUUCCAACAAGUAAACAUCACUCCACCAAAAUUUAUUUUGAAGCCAAGACCAAAAAGGACUAAACGGCAGCUCCAUCGCCAUCCUCGAAAUGUAGAGGAGGAAACCAAAUAUAUUGAACUGAUGAUUGUGAACGAUCAUCUCAUGUUUAAAAAACAUCGGCUUUCAGUUGUACAUACCAAUACAUAUGCGAAAUCUGUGGUGAACAUGGCGGAUUUAAUAUAUAAAGACCAACUUAAGACAAGGAUAGUAUUGGUUGCCAUGGAAACCUGGGCAGCUGACAACAAGUUUGCCAUAUCUGAAAAUCCAUUGAUCACCCUACGUGAGUUUAUGAAAUACAGGAGGGAUUUUAUCAAAGAGAAAAGUGACGCAGUUCACCUUUUUUCGGGAAGUCAAUUUGAGAGUAGCCGGAGCGGGGCAGCUUAUAUUGGUGGGAUUUGCUCGUUGCUGAAAGGAGGAGGCGUGAAUGAAUUUGGGAAAACUGAUUUAAUGGCAGUUACACUUGCCCAGUCAUUAGCCCAUAAUAUUGGUAUUAUCUCAGACAAAAGAAAGUUAGCAAGUGGUGAGUGUAAAUGUGAGGACACAUGGUCUGGAUGCAUAAUGGGAGACACCGGCUACUAUCUUCCUAAGAAGUUUACCCAGUGUAAUGUUGAAGAGUAUCAUGACUUCCUGAAUAGUGGAGGUGGAGCCUGCCUUUUCAACAAACCUUCUAAGCUUCUCGAUCCUCCUGAGUGUGGUAAUGGCUUCAUUGAAACUGGAGAGGAGUGUGACUGCGGGACCCCGGCAGAAUGUGUCCUCGAAGGAGCAGAGUGUUGUAAGAAAUGCACCUUGACUCAAGACUCUCAGUGCAGUGAUGGUCUUUGUUGUAAAAAGUGCAAGUUUCAGCCUAUGGGGACUGUGUGCCGAGAAGCAGUAAAUGAUUGUGAUAUUCGUGAAUCAUGCUCAGGAAACUCAAGCCAGUGUGCCCCAAAUAUUCAUAAAAUGGAUGGAUAUUCAUGUGAUGGUGUUCAGGGGAUUUGCUUUGGAGGAAGAUGCAAAACCAGGGAUAGACAAUGCAAAUACAUCUGGGGGCAAAAGGUGAUGGCAUCAGACAAAUACUGCUAUGAGAAACUGAACAUUGAAGGGACCGAGAAGGGCAACUGUGGGAGAGACAAAGACACAUGGAUACAGUGCAACAAACGGGAUGUGCUCUGUGGCUACCUUUUGUGUACCAAUAUUGGCAAUAUCCCACGGCUUGGAGAACUCGAUGGUGAAAUCACAUCUACUUUAGUUGUGCAGCAGGGAAGAACAUUAAACUGCAGUGGUGGGCAUGUUAAGCUUGAAGAAGAUGUAGAUCUUGGCUAUGUGGAAGAUGGGACACCUUGUGGUCCCCGAAUGAUGUGCUUAGAACACAGGUGUCUCCCUGUGGCCUCCUUCAACUUCAGUACUUGCUUAAGCAAUAAAGAAGGCAUUGUUUGUUCAGGAAAUGGAGUUUGCAGUAAUGAGCUGAAGUGUGUGUGUAACAGGCACUGGACCGGUGCUGACUGCAGCACUUACUUCCCUCUCAACGAUGAGGAAAAGACUGGUAUAACUCUGUCUGGUAACGGUGUUGCUGGUACCAAUAUCAUAAUAGGCAUAAUUGCUGGCACCAUUUUAGUGUUGGCCCUCAUAUUAGGAAUGACUGCAUGGGGUUAUAAAAACUAUCGAGAACAGAGACAGUUACCCCAGGGAGAUUAUGUAAAAAAGCCUGGAGAUGGCGACUCUUUUUAUAGCGACAUUCCUCCUGGAGUCAGCACAAACUCAGCAUCUAGUUCUAAGAAGAGGUCUGCUUUUCUGUCGCAUUUUCAGAUUUCUACCUGUUCCAUCACACAUUAUUCCAUUAGUCAGAACAUUUCAUUAUUUUGCAGCAGGUCAAACGGACUCUCUCAUUCUUGGAGUGAAAGGAUUCCAGACACAAAGCAUACAGACAUCUGUGAAAAUGGGCGACCUCGAAGUAACUCUUGGCAAGGUAAUGUGGGAGGCAACAGAAAGAAAAUCAGAGGCAAAAGAUUUAGACCUCGGUCUAAUUCCACUGAGCAUCUCCGCAACUGUGCCCAAAGCAAUAUUCACUGACAGCGUGGGGUCUGGCCCUCGCUGCAGGCUUUUUGCUCCAGUUCCCUGCCAUUGUGGUGUCUUGGUUGCGUUUGAAGGGAAUUUUGAUAACAUUCCUUUCUUCUCAUCCCCUGGGGUCCAGCCAUUUCAGAGGGGUCACCCUUCCUCUCCCCAAUAGUCACACAGCCUAGAAGCAUCGGGGGAAAUUCCCACCGUCCUAGAGCAUGAUGCUGCUCACAGGGGGACACCGCCUCUCCCGGGCUUCCUGGCAGCACGCUAAGCAUUCUCUCAGACUAAUGGAAUUCCUUUCCCUUUUAAAUUUUUCCUCCCGGGACCUUUAUAAGGGCAUUUACCUAAACUUGCUCUUUAACGGAAUCAUUGUCACUAAAUGCAACACUAUCCAUUUUGAAGGAUAGCCACAUUUUUUUUUUUUAGAGUGGGGAUGGGAUCUGAAGUUACAUUUAAGUCAUUUAUAAUGAGUUAAACACAUUUUUGUGUUUGCUUGUUUCUCCACUGAAUAAAGUACAAGCAAAACUAAGCUUCCCCAAACCCCAUGGAAUAAAACACCUGGCCCUGCUUCUGGAUUUUGCCACCUGGUUUUAAUUAACCAUGUUUUUUUGAUCCAUUUUAAAUUUUUUUUUUGUACUAAUAUCUCAGUUCAGUGCUAGUUCUUCCUCCCAGGAUCUCUGUUGCUUCUUUAUGACUUCAAUAUUUUAAAAAAUCUGAAUAGCAGGUAUUGGUUAACUGCUUCUCAGAAACUUAUGUUAGCUUUCCCAUCGUAUACCCUGCCUUUUUCAGUCCAGGACAAUAACAUUGCCCUGAAAUUCGGACCUUCCUGCUGAUGGUAUUGUCUUGUAAGUGGCUUGUCGAAGUUUACUAGAGGAUAUUUUACCAUAGAAACAAUAGAUAGGUUCAAGUGAUACCAUUGCAUGGCCCAGAAUGGCAUCAUAGAACUCCAUCAUAAAUAACUAAUCUGUUAGAGUUUAUCUUAUACAUCCCCAAAGUGCUUGGAUGCUUUAGGACUCAUUGUGGAUAAACUCUUCUUGGAAUGUUGUUUGAUUUAUUUUGCAUGAGGUCACCUGGUGAAGGGCUCCUUAACUUAUCCCAGUGGCUCACAGAAGUAUAGAUGAAAUUGCAAAAUGUUCUUCAGAACUUCCUACUGUUUAGUUUUCUAACAGUAUUUCAUAUAACAAUGCUUUGAAAACUCAAGUGACUAAGAAAAAAAGAUCCAACAUUAUAUUAAAACUGUGAGUUUAGGACCCAAAGGAUACUUGGUGUUGAGCAAGAUUCAUAACAGUGUUUUUUAGAGCGAUCACUUAUUUUUACAAUUUUUUCUGUAAAAUUCCCACUCGCAUCAUAUGAUAAAUAUUAUGCUGCUAGCUUGCCCUUGAGAAAUCUUGCCUGUGAGAUAAUUCAGUUAUAACAUUUAAUAAGAGAUCAUAAUGGAAUUAUCUUUAUGAAGAAGAAAUAUAAAAGAUUCCCUCAGAGUUUUCAGACUUUCCAGAUUUGGGUUACAUGUCUCAUGUUACCUAAAUGGAGCCAAGUCUGUGAAGCUGACCACACACCUUAUUGUACAGGCACUAUACUGUAAAUAUUUUUUUCUUAGAAGGAAUACUAAUACAUAGCAUAUCAAGAAUGAUAUUGACAAGUUUUUUUAAUAUUUUCCAUAUUUGUUAAAUAAUCCCAUUUGCCUCUGAUAUAACAACAUCAUUUGUGUGACCGUAUGAGGAGCAGAAUGACCAUGGAAAAACACAUCUUUUUAAUUUUUUUAGACUAAGAGGUAUUACCAGAUCUGUUAUUUCAACAUUCCUUUUAGUAUCUCAUCAUCCCACAGGAUGAUGAAACAUUGGGACAGGAAUUAAAACAUGCACCACAAAUGCAUACUCUGCUAAUUAACAACACAAGAUAUCCUGGUUUAAUGUAUUGUUUCCCCCCCUGAAAGCUUUUGCAUCUUCCUCACUGUUGUACGUGAUGUUAAACCAGUUUUUGGCUUAGACUUUGUAUUAUAUAUUGUGUU
Messenger RNA from Myotis brandtii (Brandt's bat), 4694 nucleotides. It is a transcript of the gene ADAM22, whose product is annotated as ADAM metallopeptidase domain 22. The record is from RefSeq and is a predicted model, not a curated record. Gene Ontology annotation, molecular function: metalloendopeptidase activity. NCBI's taxonomy places the organism in Eukaryota, Metazoa, Chordata, Mammalia, Chiroptera, Vespertilionidae. Gene Ontology annotation, biological process: proteolysis. The coding region runs from base 5 to 2698 and encodes 897 amino acids. Gene Ontology annotation, cellular component: postsynaptic density membrane. The transcript is spliced from 30 exons.